GGUUCACAACUUGUAGCUGCCUCCGAGCUUCCCUGCGCGAAGGAGAAACCCUUCUCUUCCAAAUAUGGGUAUCUCUCGUGAUUCAAUGCACAAGAGGCGUGCAACAGGCGGAAAAAAGAAGUCAUGGAGGAAGAAGCGAAAGUAUGAGCUUGGACGUCAGCCAGCAAAUACAAAGAUCUCAAGCAACAAAACUGUAAGACGGGUCCGUGUUCGAGGUGGAAAUGUGAAAUGGAGAGCCCUACGAUUAGAUACUGGAAACUACUCAUGGGGGAGUGAGGCAGUUACCCGUAAAACCCGUAUCCUUGAUGUGGUUUAUAAUGCAUCAAACAAUGAGCUUGUCCGAACACAAACCUUGGUCAAGAGUGCAAUUGUUCAGGUAGACGCUGCCCCCUUUAAACAGUGGUAUCUCCAGCACUAUGGUGUUGAUAUAGGCAGGAAGAAGAAGGUAGCUGCCAAGAAGGAUUCUACUGAGGAGGUAAGUGAAGCUGCUCCUACUGCUGCUGAGGAGACUAAGAAAAGUAAACACGUGGAAAGGAAACUUGAGGCUCGCCAGAAGGACCGUAAACUGGAUCCUCAUCUUGAAGAGCAAUUUAGUUCCGGAAGGCUUAUGGCCUGCAUUUCCUCGAGGCCUGGCCAAUGUGGCAGAGCUGAUGGGUACAUUUUGGAAGGAAAAGAACUUGAGUUUUACAUGAAGAAAUUGCAGAGGAAGAAGGGCAAGGCAGCUGGUGCUGCUGCUUAAUGUUUUUUUUUUAAUUUCAAGUUUGUUUGCAUCGUGUAGCCAUUUUUGUUGUGACGGUCCAAAGUGGUUUUUAAACUACCGUUUCUCUUUGUACUAUUUAUUUAUGAAACUUGUUUUAUUUUCUUGACACAAUUUAUUAUGUCUUACUUUUUCACUGUGUUUCUGUUUUUCAUUGGAUCAGCAUUUA
Molecule: messenger RNA, 926 nt
Organism: Cuscuta europaea
Lineage: Eukaryota; Viridiplantae; Streptophyta; Magnoliopsida; Solanales; Convolvulaceae
Source: the annotation of a GenBank genome assembly